Molecule: messenger RNA, 363 nt
Organism: Plasmopara halstedii
Lineage: Eukaryota; Oomycota; Peronosporomycetes; Peronosporales; Peronosporaceae
Product: RxLR-like protein
Exons: 1
Coding region: 1-363 (120 amino acids)
Source: RefSeq, a predicted model, not a curated record
AUGACCGGAAUUUUGUGCUUUCCACCUUUCGCGCGCUUCUUCAUGCUGCUGUCGGGAUGUGCUUGGCUAGCAGGCGUCAGCUCUGGUACUUCACUGGUGGCCUCAGCUUUCAGCGAUGAAAAUCAGCUUUCCGAGUUCGUGCACGUCGCUGAAAUUGCUCAAAUCCAUCGGAACCUGCGAGGACAUAUCAAUUCGGCCAUAAUUGAAGCCAACGACACUAGCGAGGAACGAAUGCAACCAAAUAAUGUCGUGGGUGAAGGGAAAGCACCCAGCGGAGCCCAGGAGACUGUCGCGCAAAUUUUAGUUAAAGGGAUGAAUAAAGUCGCAGACUUUCUUAAAGAUCUCACAAGAAGCCAGAAGUAA